Cottoperca gobio is the source of this 2686-nucleotide messenger RNA. It is a transcript of the gene crlf2, whose product is annotated as cytokine receptor like factor 2. Gene Ontology annotation, biological process: cytokine-mediated signaling pathway. Gene Ontology annotation, molecular function: protein binding; cytokine receptor activity. The transcript is spliced from 10 exons. NCBI's taxonomy places the organism in Eukaryota, Metazoa, Chordata, Actinopteri, Perciformes, Bovichtidae. The record is from RefSeq and is a predicted model, not a curated record. The coding region runs from base 63 to 1061 and encodes 332 amino acids. Gene Ontology annotation, cellular component: external side of plasma membrane.
GUCAUUGUCAUUGAGAGCACUGACAGUCAUCGACAGAGUGGAGGGACAGCAGGAGGUCGGUUAUGAAGCUGUUUCCUGUCCAUCCAAUACUAUGGUCCUGUUUUCUUUUUUUGUGUGCAUCACGAAGUGAGACGAAGGCCAACAGUCCAGAUGUCUGUCAGGAAGAAGAAGAUUCUGGCAGCAUCACUGUACAUAGUUGUUCGGUGGAGGAGCAUUAUGUAGAGGAGGAAGAGGUGGAUGAGAACUUUCACUGCCGCCUUUACCCAACAAAUAUACUCAACUGCUCCUGGUCAUUCCCCACCUUACACAAGGAUGCUCAGUUCUUUGUCAAUAUCAGUAUCUGUGAUGAUAAGAGAACAGUUCAGGCUCCGAACCUUUCGUCUGAGGAGAGAGUCGGAUCAAUGUCUUUGAUUCUGCACGUGCAUGAGAUGUUACAUUUAAUCCUCCGCUUUAACAUAACCCUGCACGACAGGUGGACAGUCUACACCAUCACAUACAACAUCGACAUGCUAGAGGUCCUGUCUCCGCCCCCAAACAUCUCUGCAUCAGUCAAAGAUGGAGACCUGGUGGUGACAUGGGGUCUGCCCCACAGUCGCGCUGACACCAACCCAGAAUGCUUUGAAUACCAGCUGGCCAUGGCUGACCAGGAACGCCCCAAAAGCUUGACCAACCAGUCUUAUACAGAGCCCAAUGUAGAUCCCACCUGCACCCACAGCGUGAAGAUUAGGACAAGAAAGAAGAACGACUGCCAAGAACAUUCUCAAUGGAGUGACUGGAGUCCCAUCGUCACGGUGCAACAGUCAAUUUACAAACUCAACACUCUGGUGAUCAUCUCCAUUUCACUUGGAAUACCCAUGAUCCUCCUGGCUGUGCUGCUGCUGGUGCGCCAACAGAGGUUGUACGAUGUUCUGUUCCCUCCAAUUCCUCACCCCCCGCCAAAGUACAAAUAUUUUUUGGAAAAGAAUGACACUUUUAAUCUCUUCCACCCCGCCCCGUCAGCUGAGGCUGCGGAGGAAAUCACACAGGUGGAGGACAUGGAGCAAAAGCGAACACCAACCUGACUCGGAAAGGAGAACCACUGCUUUAAUACAUCUUAAGACAUGUAAAAGUAUAACAAUAUGACUGUAAAACACGCUAAGUAUAUUAUAUAAAUGAAGAUUUUGCUUUGCCUGGUCAUCGACUUGACCAUUAUUACGUCAUUAAUUUAAACAUGGACGUGUCGGUUGAUGAGUGUUGAUGAAAUACACUUGCUCUGCCUGAACUAGCUGGUUAGCUGAAGCUGAAAUGUAGAUCUAGUGCUUUUACAAAAUGUUUUUGAGUGUGAAACAAAGUUGAGUGAUACUCAUCUAAAGCCUACGCAGGACAAUAACUCAACAUUUAGACACAAAGAAGUACACAGAGAGGUGUUUUGAGGGGUUAGGAAGAAGAGCAUCAAACCAGCAUUAAAUAAAAAUGUGAACACAACUAUAUUGGAGGUAACUAUAAAAGUCCCAUAUCGUGAAAAUGGGUUUAGAUUGUGUUUGAUACAAAGUCGGGGUUGUAAAAUAAAAGCGGUGAAUAAGUGAAGUCGCUCACCACCGCAUUCCUCUCCCUCACAACUAGACCAUCUCCCAGCAUUACGAGCCAGGGAGAAUUUGAUGGGGUUGCUAAAUCUAAACCGGACAACCAAUAGUCAACUAGCAUAAACAAUUGCAUAACCCCGCCUCUUCCCCAGCCAGGUGCAAAAGUUUGACAUUUUGAGAAGAUUUGAUAGCACUCAUAUGUGUCCGUUAAAGCUAAAGCAAGGCCACCGUAGAGCCUCACAAACUGAAGCAGGUUUCAUAAAGCAGACUGGGAGCUGAUCACCUCAGACUAAACCAGGUCUGGUUUAAGAACGGACUUUCAAACAUAGACGGGAGAUAUCGAUUCACAAUGGAAUAGAUUGACAUGUUAAGACAAAGUCCAAUCUUCGUAAAAUACAUAUUACCAAAACUAAGAAUAAAAUAUUGAACAGAAACUUUUCAAGCAAUUGACAAAGUAAAAGAGAACUUUAACAGCAGCGAAGAGCUCAGACUGAGUUACUGCAGCGCUCUGAUAGUUACCACAUCACCAACAUGUUGACUGGAAUAGUUUGCAGAUACUUUAGACUGGAAAUAUACAAGCUCAGAUUUCAAGUAUACAAUAAGUGAACAAAUGGAAUAAAUCUGACAUGUACUACCAAGUAAUUUCUGUUAAUAGUUGAGGAACUGUUAGGGACCGACUUCGGACAGUCUAGCAGAUUGACUGUAACGCUGGUUAAGCCUAAAGUGAGCCGUCCAAGACAUAUAACACAUUCUUUGAUACGAGAUUGAGUUCAGUAAGAGACCUGAAAGUGAGCUUGAUAUCACAGUUUAAACCUUGUGUUUCAAAUAAAAUAUAAAUGCAUUUUGAGAAAAAAACAAAUUCUGUUCUUUGUAUGUUGUAUGAAUUUGUAUUCUAUUGUUUCUGUAUGUUGCACUUUUGUUUGGCUUAUUUGAAGCUAUUGUUCUGCACUUAAAAUGAUUUCACCUAUUUGAAGUUAAUGUACUUACAAGAUUCUUGCUGUUGGAAGGUGUAUCCUCAUGAGUGUUUGCACUUAUUGUAAGUGGCUUUGAACAAAAGCGUCAGAUAAAGUUAAAAAUAAAUAAAGUCAUAUGGGGAGAGGCCCACUUUAGACUUUAUGAUCUGU